This is a messenger RNA of Bombina bombina (fire-bellied toad), 2544 nucleotides long. RefSeq names its product protein BTG1-like. Lineage: Eukaryota; Metazoa; Chordata; Amphibia; Anura; Bombinatoridae. Gene Ontology annotation, cellular component: cytoplasm; nucleus. The record is from RefSeq and is a predicted model, not a curated record. Gene Ontology annotation, biological process: negative regulation of mitotic cell cycle; negative regulation of cell population proliferation.
GUAGCAAUUUCAUGUCUACAUUAAAUAAAGCAUUUAGAAAAACAAAUGCAAUACAGCAAUUUUAGUUUUUAGCAAGCAGAAAAAGAUUGCGCAUAAAGAUAGCAAAAACAAACAUAUAUUUUCAGGCUAUUUCAGAGUCCACUGAUAAAAAUACAACAUAUUCUUAUAAACUAUACCACUUAAUAUUACAACUUCUAGCCCUUAUACAACACUAUAUACUUAAAUACUGAUAUUAAGGGACUGAAACACGUUUAUUUGUUAUAGAAGACUUUAACUGCUAACAAACUUUAAACAAUCUUAUAGAAGACUUUAACUGUAGCAACAAGAUUCUAUCUCUCUCCUGCUGGACUCUGACAAGGCACUCUGAAAACAUCAAGCACUUGGAGAACCAUUCACACACACACACAGAGAGAAUCAUGAGUAGUGUAAACAGCUCUGUUUAUUUUAGGGACACAUGGAGUUUUAAUACUAUUCAGACAUACAUUGAAACACAUAAUCCUUAGCUCAUUCUUAAGGUUGAAUAACAACAGGUGUAUCUUACUCAGCGUUUCUGAUAUCUUAAGGUCUAAAAGUAGAUUUGACAUUACAACAGAAAAAAUAGGAAUCCUAAAAUACACUUGUAAUGUAUAGUUCUCCUUUGAAAUGCCUUUGUCUGUGUGGUCAGCAUUUCUUGCAUGUGGCUAGAGAGCUCAAGAAUUCAUGAUUAACAACAAAUUAUAGUAUUAAGUUUGAUACAAUAAAGAUACAUAAUAUAUAGUUAUAGAUAAAAGUAAUGAGAUAGGCCACUGGAAGGCAUAGAUGUAGGAAGUAGUGUGUUGAGGAAAACGGUGGAAGGAAUUAUUCCUUCCUCAGUGGAUGCAAUCUAGAAAGCAGCACUUUAUACCACACCAGCUCAGACUAUGACAAAAAACUACUUUAUAUUAAAAUAUCUUAGAAAUACUACUGAUCAAAAACGUAAAAUAAAAAAACAACGAAAAAUCAAUAAAAAAAAACCCAAAGGAACCAGUAACAAAUAAAGACGAAACCAAGUGAAUACAAUAGAUCCAAGCACUAUUCUCCCUGCCAGUGGCCCUACAGAGUUGGUUUGGUAGUCUCCAUGCAUACCCACUACCCCCGAGGCAGCAUGAAACCAGAAAUCAUUGCGGCUGUGGGAUUUAUCUCCAAGUUCCUCCGUACCAAGGUUGAUGAACGGCAGUUGCAGGUCUUCAACCAGUCUCUACAAGAACUGCUGUCAGACCAUUACAAACAACACUGGUUUCCAGAAAAGUCUUGCAAGGGAUCUGGGUACCGGUGUAUUCGCAUAAACCAUAAAAUGGAUCCCUUAAUUGGGCAAGCAGCAAAUCGCAUUGGACUAAGCAGUCAACUACUGUUUCAGCUUCUGCCAAGUGAACUCACUUUAUGGGUCAACCCCUAUGAAGUGUCUUAUCGUAUUGGAGAAGAUGGCUCAAUAUGUGUGCUCUAUGAAUCUGUACCAUUAUUUAGCAGCAUACAAAGUAGCAGCUCGGCAAUUGUAGAGAGCAGGAUCAGCUGUAAAGAAGAACUACUUCUGGGUCGAACAAGCCCAUCCAAAACCUACAAUAUGAUGACUGUGUCGGGCUAAGAUAUAGUCAUUGGAUAGAUCAUCUUGUAACAGAUGGAAACAUAUUGUUUUUAGUUUGGGAGGGCUCCUAUGGGGAUGGAUUGUGAAUUUCAAACAAUGUCACAGCUGUGAAGAUUGGGCACAAAAUAGUGGUAGUCAUAACUAAAGUGAAAGUGCCACGGUUUGGACAGUACCUUUCAGUAAUUUAAUAGCCUGUAUGUUAAUCAGAUUAGCACAAAAUGUUACACAUAGAAUGACCUCAGAAUGGCACUAGGCAUUGGUUUACUUUAUUAGCAUUUACCCAAAGCUCAAUUUUUUUCGCUCCUCCGCAGGAUCUCUUGCAGGGUUAAAUUUGCACUAAUGAGCUUAAAUAUAGUCCUUAUUACUCUUGGCAGCUCAGUAGCAAGAUGAAUAGUUUUGAGUAUGAAAAUUACUGUAAUAGUAUAUGGCAGACUGAACUUGCACUGAAAAUAUGUAUAGAUGUAUAUAGAAAUGAAAUAAGAAUAUUCACUCUGUCAUACAUACUUAACUCGGACCCUUCAUAUUAUUUGAUAAACUUGAACAGAGAAUAGAUAUAUUCUGCCUUGGCAACAGGCUAAAAAAAUACAUUUUAAAGACACUGUCUGAACUGUGGUGUUAUCACCAGCCAGCUUAUCUGUACAUUACUAGCUGUAGUUUUCUAAGACGGUGUUAACUUAUUUUUAGAAAGUGGAGUUCUGCUUUGUAAUUUCUUGUACUUAAUUGGGUAAAAAUCUUUUCCAGAAACCACCAUCUAUUUUGUGAAUUUUGUUAGUCUCCAUUUAUUUGGUAAAUUAUGAACUGAAAACUGUAAAUUUGUACAGUUCAUGUAUAUUGAUUGUGGCAAAGAUGUACAGAUUUCUAUAUUUUGGAUGAGAAUUUUUUUCUUCUCUAUAAUAAAUUGUUUCUUAUCUUGGCAUUUAAAAAAAAAAAGAAAAAAUAAUGAG